Messenger RNA from Saccostrea cuccullata (small rock oyster), 5385 nucleotides. Its product is annotated as testis-expressed protein 2-like. Lineage: Eukaryota; Metazoa; Mollusca; Bivalvia; Ostreida; Ostreidae. Gene Ontology annotation, cellular component: endoplasmic reticulum. Gene Ontology annotation, molecular function: lipid binding. Bases 71 to 2752 code for a protein of 893 amino acids. The record is from RefSeq and is a predicted model, not a curated record. The transcript is spliced from 9 exons.
UUGGCAUCUGGAUUUGUCAUAUGGCACGUGAUUGGAAACGUGAAAAGUCUUAUGAAAUUUAAAGUGUAGCAUGAGCAAGCGAGACACUGUGCCAGGGCGCCCUCCCCCACCCAAAAGCAACUCCAUGAAGCUCAGUUUCAAAUCUCUUGAGCAGGAAGAAGAAGAUGAGGGCGUUUUGACCUCCAUGACAGGAGAGCUGGACAAAAAAGUUUCAGAAAAUCGUAGGAUUAAUGAAGGGAGUAGAGCACUGGGAAGGACUGCUGAUGGACGCAUACCAACGAAGUUACAGGCGGGGCCAAAACCUAAAGAAGAGGAUAAAAUAUCAAGAUGGAAGCAUAACUUGUUAGAAAUAUCAACUGAAGUGCGAAAAAAAGUUUCUGCAAAGUUAGAGGACUUUUCAAAGGAAAUAGCUCCUGAACCAGAGACUGAAUCUUUGGCAGGUAAAACCAAACCACCAAAACAGAGGAGCUUAGACUCAGAUUUACCAUCAUUUGUAAAGAAAGAGGAAAAUGACAGUGAGAAAUUCUUUGAUGUUAAUAAGGAGCCAGAUCAUAAAAUCAGAGAAACUGUGGAUGACUUUCAGUUAGUGGAUGAUUAUUACCAGGAACCUAUUGAAGAUUUUAGUGGAGUUCAGUCAUUUCCCGACCUCCGUUAUCGAAAUCGCACUCUUCCGCAGAAAUUUCGACGUACUAAAUCCAAUGUCACAACGGGAACUGUAUCGCUUUCAAAUCUAAAGGCCCAGGAAGAGGUAGUGGCAGAAACAAUAGAAAACAUUAGUGCUCAGGAAAAUUCUGCCUUCAUUUAUCAGGCUUCCAACACAUUACCGAGACCAGCAUCAAAUCAGGGCCCUGCUGUCGAGAGGAAAAAUGAGAAGAGCUUGGUCCCAUGGCGUAAUUUGAUAAUAGGUAUCAGUUGUUUGGUUGUGUAUUGGCUUUUACCCCUCCCCACUUAUUUUUCUGGAGUAGUAUUUGGGAUCCUUAUUUCUUCCCUAUGGUGGAAACUGUACAUCUGGAUAACACGACCACCCCCACCCAAGGAAAAACCAGAAUAUGUCCCAUUAGAAGACCUGCCGCCAUUUGUACUUCCAAAUAUGAAAGAGGCAAAGUUUAUUGAUGGCGUUUAUAAGGGUUGGAUGAAUGAAAUAGGAGAGUAUGAUCCAUUUAAUCACCAUAUCAACAACACACACCCAGUACAAGUGUUACUUGAAGGGACCACACUAAGGUUACGGAGACCUAAAACCAAUGUUCCAAGGAGAGCCAUGUGGGAUGAAGAAAAAAUCUUAGUAAAGGAGUUCAUUCAUCAGAGACAUUUUGAUAUCAGAGGCAGCAGCAUCUCUUUGGUUCCAUCAGAGUUGGUGAGUAAGAGGUUUUGGAGUAAGAAGUAUCCAAUUCGUAUUGGUUUUGCCACGGCUGGAAAGAAAAUGAAGCAGCCAGACGCAGACACGCCCGAUACUGAGGCUGGAUUUGAACUUGUGACAGAGGAAAGGUGUGAUGAAAAUGUUGUGUUUUUAUUCGCCAGAACUUGCCGUGAUAAGGAGGACUGGUUCAAGAGACUCGUUGCGGCAGCAGAUGGAUCACCACUCAAGAAUCCCAUCGGCCAAAUUCGAAAAUUUUAUGAGACUCCCAAGAAACAACUUGAGCAACGAAACAGCACCAGUUCUCAAAGUGACAACUCGUCACACAAACGUCAAGGUUCAGUGGACAGCAUGACCCAUAAACGUCAAGGGUCGACAGAUUCCAUAUCUUCUGUUAGCUCUUCUCCAACUAGUGAGAAGGAGGAGGUAUUGAGUCCAGAACAAGAGUUGGAACUCUUUGUGAGAUACAUGAGUAGAAUGAUGCCAGGGGACAUGUAUGAUCGAUACGCUUCAGUGUACGCGCAGACUCACCCGGUCAUCGAGUGUGAAGAACAGCUGUUAUGGUUGAAUGCUCUCAUUAGUCGGUGCUGUUGGGACUUCCUUAGACUUUCUACCUGGUCAGAAAAAGUCAGGGAUAAACUCCAAAGGAAACUGAAUACUAUUCAUAUACCUUACUUCAUCGAAGGAUUAAAUAUCACCGAAGUAGUGCUUGGUAACCAAAUGCCAGUUAUUCGGAAGGCAUCCAAGCCUUUCUUUGAUGAAAAUGGAUUUUGGAUAGACCUGGCUCUGAAUUAUGGAGGCGGUUUUCGGAUGACAAUUGAAACAAAAGCUAAUUUAAUGAAACUGAAAGAUUCGGUUGCUGCAAAGGAGAAAGAAGAAAAAGUCAAAACCAAAAAAUUAGCCAUCACUGAUGAGGAAGCUGAAGACAGCGCAGAAUCAUCGACAGACGAGGAAGAAGAAAGUGUGGGAGAGGAAGAGGGAGGCGGUGGGAAGGCAGGUCAAAAAUUCAUGCGAUACCUGGAUAAGUUAACUCAAUCAAAAUACGUCCAGUCAGCCAUGGACUGGAAGUAUGUGAAGAAAGCAAUGGAGGAGGUGUCCAACACUCCCAUAAUCCUCACGGUGGAGGCCCACUACCUGUCUGGAGAACUGGCCCUGAACAUUCCAUUCCCACCUACAGACAGACUCUGGUAUGGAUUUAAGGGAAAUCCUAAAUUAACCUUAGUAGCAAAACCUAAAGUUGGUGCUAGACAAGUCACAGUAACUCAUAUCACAGAUUGGAUUGAGAAGAAACUCUCAGCUGAAUUCCAGAGAACCUUUGUGCUCCCUAACAUGGAUGACCUAAUAGUUCCUCUGUUUAAAGUCUACAAUCCCAAGUCAGAAGAUAAACAAAAUGUUUGACCAAUCUAAAACCUGACAAAGUGUACUUACCAUUCAUCAUUGCUGCAUGGAACUUGAGGCUUUAGAAUUGGCCUUCUUUAGGGGGGGGUAUCAAUACAGAUGAAACUUUUUUUUUUUGAUCAGCUGUUUUUCUGAUCUUGCAACUUAAAAUACAACAAGUCAUUCCAAAAAACAAAAUACACAUUUCAAAACAGAGUUUUACAGCAAUACAGAAGCUUGAUACUGUUGAAUCUGGAAAACUUAAACAUGUGGCUUUUCAUCAAGUAAUAUAUGCCUAUGACAGUGUUGAAGAUCCUGUGAUGAGAGAUUUGUGGCUACUGACAUUUUGCUUCCCAACUACUGUUGCCUACCUCCUGUUCUGCUUGAGUGAUCUUCCCAACUGUUGUUAUUUACCUCUUGUUCCGCUUGUAUGAUCUUCCAUAUUUAAGACUGCAAUAAUACUUUACUAGAAAUAUUGAGGCAAUAUUUGGCAAGUUAGCUGACAGGAAAAUUUACAAGAAAAUUUAUUAUAUGGUAAAUAUGUUAAUUUUAAGACUUCUGUAGUACAUAUUUAUUGUUGGUAGACAAAUACAAAGAAAUCCAAUAUUAGAUUUUGUGGAAAUGAUAAAUUUAUGCCUGUAGUUUAUCCUUUUCCCCCCUUAAUUUUCACAAUACAAUUCAUGUACGAGUACAGUUGAACCUCUAUAUCCCAGUCACUGACAGAAAAAGUCAAGUGAGUUCAAAUCAGAUCAGGGUAUUGAGGUUUGACUGUACAUGUUUAGAGAGGCAUAUAUUCAUAAUAAUGUUUAUAAGGAAAGUACUUUUCACCACUUUUUAUUGACAUGCAAUGCUUGCUUCCCCACCCCAAUAUAUUUUUGAUAUUGUUUAUAUAUACAUUUGCUUUGAAGUUAGUACAGACCAAUCUUAACAGUGAUACGUGAUAAUAAGCACUUAAAAUACCUUAAUGAAAACUGCUGAGUUGAAAUACAAAUGAAAUACUUUUUAUGAAGUUUCAGCCAAUAGAUGUUUCAUUACUAUUCAAUCUAAUUAAAAUUAGAUCUUCUCAAAAGUGAUAGCAGAUUCGGAAUAUCUAUUGAAUUUUAAUUAGAUUGAUUACUAUAGACAAUUCUACACUUGUACGUAAAAAUAGUAAGUUUUCAUAAAAUGCAAUAUUAUUUAGCAGGAGUUAUAUUUCCGUUUAACUCCCAUAUUGAAGGCCAACUUAAUGUUCAUUAUGUAAGCAACUUGUCAUCAUAUUGUCCACUGUGGCAUAGGAAAGAUUUUUCCAUAGAAUAUAUGUUUGUUAAUUUAACAUCCUUUAAUUCCCAGAUUCUUAAUUUUAUUAUGAUUUUUUCUCGCAAAUAUAUCUGCUACACAUAUCUAAAUAUGUUUGGACAAAGAUGAAAAAAUUCCCCAUUUGUUUGACACAAAGAUGACAGUCAUGGGAAAUAACUCCCAAGAAAUAUGCCAUACGAAAAAUAUCAAAUAUACAUGGAAGAAAUUCAAAAUCUCUUGUUUACAGAGGUAAAUUGACAGCAUAGAAGCAUAGACAUGGUCUCUGUUGCCUUCCCCUCAUUGUGUUUAUACUAAAAGGAGGCAGGGUCAUAGAAGUCAGAGUGUACUGUAUUUAGUAAACAUGGUAUUUAAUGAUGUUUUGGUACUUCAUUUGAUAUUAUCGGGCCCUUGAGUAUUACAGGGACAUACAGACUUGCUCAGUAGAUCUUUUUAAGUAAAUAGAUAGUACUGGAAAUUUUUUCUAAUGCCUUGAAAUUCUCUAAGUUUGCCCAUGCAGUUUUCUUGCAGUUUCCUCCUAUAGACCACAUAAGAAAAUGUUUAACCUCUGUUUGAUUCAAAAUAGGUAAAUAAGUAAUAGAAAUUUUAAAAUUAUAUUUUGUUUGCAAAAAUAUCUCAGAUGAGCAGAGAUUUAAUCGUAGUUGACACUGAGGUCAUAAAGUACACUCAAAAUCCCCUGAACAAAAAUUAAAUUGUAACCAUUUUGGUGUGUAGAAGGAGGGGAUGAAAAGGGGAAGAACUGUGAACAUUAUAAUUACUUACUCUCUACUUCAGAAACAAUGGGAUACAUUUUACCCAUUUGUGACCAGUAUUUGUAUAAUUAGCUUGAAUUUGUUUGAUCACAACUGCUGGUACAUAAAUAUCAAUGUAUUAUUAAUGUACAAGUUUGACAUUUCAAGACAUUUUGGUGUUCUUGAAGUUUGAAACAUUGCAGAAGCAAAACUUGCCAAAAUGUGAAUUGAAAUUAGAUUGUCUAUGAUUUGACAACAGUGUGUUUGGAACAGAUAAUUUCUUAAUAGCACAUACUUAGCAUUUUUUUUUCUUCAAUAAGUUGCUUUUUUAUAUCUGACUUUUUUUUUCAUUAUUUGUUAUUUUAAAGAGUUGAAUAAGGGUAUAUUUAUCUCUUGAUUUCUUAUGUAAAUGUGUUAUAAUUGGUUUAUCUAUUUCAUUUUUUCAACAAAUGUCUCAUUUUCUUGCAAUAGAGUACAUAGAUGUAGUAACCUGGUUUGCUAGUUUUGUUUGUUUGUUUUUGAAAUUGUUAAUUUAUCUUUUAUGUCAUGAAUGCUCUAGUGUAAGAUGGAAGCCAAUGGUGCCAUAUGUUUAUGUAUACUCUUGUUGCUAAUAAAACAAUUAAGACAUAA